AUGGAAAGUCUAGUAGGGUUUGAUGAUGAUCAGCCAGCACCAGCUGCAAAAGAACCUGAGUUUAAUGUCCAAACUGACAUGAGAAAGCCAGAGUUAAGAAAAGGAAUGAAGUUUCCAAACUCUAAAGUAUUUAGGGAGGCAUUGAGGGAAUAUGCGAUAAAGAAGCCAGUAAAUAUCAAGUUCAAGCUGAAUGAGAAGAAGAAGAUAUCAGUUUAUUGUAUCAAUGAAUGUGGAUGGAGGUGUUAUGCAUCUCAACUACCUGAAGAGUUGACAUUCCAAAUAAAAACAUUCAAUCCGGAGUGCACUUGCCCUAGAUCCUUCAAACACAGCCAAGUGACUUCAACUUAUGUUGCAAAGAAGUUUAUGCAGGAGUUUGACAAAAACCCCAAUUGGAAAGUGGCUGGUGUUCAACAUCAUGUGAAGCAAGCACUUGAAGUUGACAUAAGUUACAGUCAAGUGUAUAGGGCAAAAAGGAAAGCUACUAACUUGGUUACUGGGGAUGAACAGCUGCAAUAUGGGAAACUUAGGGAUUAUGCAGAGAUGAUAAGAUUGACUGAUAAAGGAAGUAGGGUUAUUUUGCAAACUGAAAUGGAAGAUGAAAAUGCACAGCCGAAAUUUAAGAGAAUGUAUAUUAGGUAUAAUGCACAAAAAGUAGGGUUUUUGGGAGGUUGUAGACCAAUUAUUGGUUUAGAUGGGUGCCACUUGAAAGGCAGAUUUGGGGGGCAAAUACUUUCUGCCGUAGCUAGAGAUGCAAAUGACAAUAUUUUCCCAGUUGCAUUUGCUGUUGUUGAGCAAGAAAACAAAGAUUCAUGGGGCCUUAUACUUGCAAUUGAGAUGCUGUUCCCAACUUGUGAGCAUAGAUAUUGUGUGAAGCAUAUCUAUAAUAAUUUCAAAGUGGAUCAUAAGGGCUUGGAGUUGAAGGAUGCACUAUGGAGAUGUGUUGGAGCCACAACAGUCAGGGAGUUUGAGAGAAGAAUGCAGGAAAUGAAGGAUUUGGAUGUCAAGGCAUGGGAGUAUCUUGCUAACAUCAACCCUGCACAAUGGUCUAAGUCUCACUUUAGUAGUAGAGUUUUGUGUGAUUGUUUAGCUAAUAACUUGAGUGAGUCUUUUAAUGCCAUGAUUUUAGAAGCUAGGGAUAAGCCAAUUUUAGCAAUGUUGGAGUGGAUUAGAGUUAGGCUCAUGACCAACCAAUACAAAAAGAUGAGAGGUAUAGCAAAAUACACUGGAAAAGUUUGUCCUAAUAUUCAAGACAAAUUAGAGAGGUUAAAACAUGAAUCUAUACCUUUCAGUGCUACUCCAGCAGGCAGCUUCAUGUAUGAGGUUGAUAAUGGUCGUGAGAGACAUGUGGUUGACUUGGCUAAGAAAGCAUGCAGCUGUAGGAUUUGGGAUUUGACAGGACUUCCCUGCAAACAUGGGAUCUCUGCUAUUGUUAAGAACCUGGAGAAAGUGGAGGACUAUGUGCAUCCUUGUUACUUAAAAGAGACAUUUGCUGAAACAUACAAAGAGAUAAUACAGCCAAUGCCUGGCCAGUCUGAGUGGACCACCAAAGCAAAGAAAAAGAGAUCCUGA
Quercus lobata is the source of this 1569-nucleotide messenger RNA. RefSeq lists its product as uncharacterized. NCBI's taxonomy places the organism in Eukaryota, Viridiplantae, Streptophyta, Magnoliopsida, Fagales, Fagaceae. Gene Ontology annotation, molecular function: zinc ion binding. The record is from RefSeq and is a predicted model, not a curated record. Bases 1 to 1569 code for a protein of 522 amino acids. The transcript is spliced from 3 exons.